Messenger RNA from Fragaria vesca subsp. vesca, 1544 nucleotides. RefSeq names its product cytosolic sulfotransferase 12-like. Gene Ontology annotation, biological process: sulfation. Gene Ontology annotation, molecular function: sulfotransferase activity. The record is from RefSeq and is a predicted model, not a curated record. The transcript has a single exon. Gene Ontology annotation, cellular component: cytoplasm. Bases 356 to 1360 code for a protein of 334 amino acids. NCBI's taxonomy places the organism in Eukaryota, Viridiplantae, Streptophyta, Magnoliopsida, Rosales, Rosaceae.
AGGCAAUAUAUUGAGGUUUAAUAUUAACAGCUUUUCUAUGUUAAGAUUUUAUCGAGAUUUUCUUACGCAUCUUUCGAUACUAAUUGAGGUUUAAUAUUACAGUCGAACUUUUCUAUGUUAAGAUUUUAUCAAGAUUUUCUUACGCAUCUUUCGAUACUGAUUGAGGUUUAAUAUUACAGUCGAGCUUUUCUAUAUUAAGAUUCAUCAAGAUUUUCUUACGCAUCUUCCGAUAUUAAAAUGUCGUAGGUAAAGAAAACUGUCUCUUUGAUCAAUAGGCUGGGGAUAUAUACAUCUGUGCUAGCUCGUUUAGUAGGCAAUCAAAAUCUGAUCGUUUCGUGACUACCAGAAGGGUAUCAUGUCACUAACUCAGCCUCCUCCAGCUCUUCCCCAAUACUUGCAAGAAAAUGAGAUCAGCCAAGAAACCAGAGACAUGAUAUCUACUCUACCUAGAGAUCAAGGUUGGGUUGUAAGUCAUCUCUAUCAGUACCAAGGCUUUUGGCACUCAACUAGGCAGAUAGAAGGAGUCUUGGCGUGCCAAGAAAACUUCCGAGCUCAAGAUUCUGAUAUCUUACUUGUUACUACUCCCAAAUCAGGUACCACUUGGCUUAAGGCAAUCUUGUUUUCCCUUGUGAAACGAGGAGAGUAUUAUCAUCCAGACCCUAAAGACCACCCCUUCCUCACGAAAAACCCUCAUGUUCUUGUGCCCUUCUUGGAGCUUGGUCUGUACCUUCAGAAACCGGUACCUGACCUCGCCUCCUAUGCCCCUCCUCGGCUCUUUUCAACUCACUUACCACUUGUGUCUCUACCGGAAUCAGUCAAAGACUCUGCUUGCAAGGUUGUCUAUCUGUGUAGGAACCCUAAGGACACAUUUGUUUCACUCUGGCACUUCGCAAACAGAUUGAGACCCGAGAGUCGGGGAAGCAUUUCACUUGAAGAAGCUUUAGAAUUGUUCUGCAGGGGAGUGAGUUUGUAUGGACCCUUCUGGGAUCAUGUUUUGGGGUACUGGAAUGAGAGCUUGAAAAGGCCUCAAAGUGUAUUUUUCAUCAAAUAUGAGGAAAUGAAAGAAGAAGAAGAAGCCGGUUCUCACUUGAGGAAGCUAGCUGAGUUCUUGGGGUGCCCAUUUUCUCCAGAAGAAGAGGCACAAGGGGUGGUGGGCAACAUCCUGAAGCAUUGUAGUUUUGAGACUUUGAGCAAUUUGGAUGUGAACAAAAGAGGGAAGUUAUCAUCCGGCGAGGAGCAUAGUGCUUUCUUUCGGCGAGGGGAGGCUGGAGAUUGGAGGAAUCAGUUGACUGCUGAGAUGGCGGAACAGAUAGACCGUAUCACUGAAGAGAAGUUGCAAGGUUCUGGAUUGAAAUUUUAAGUGUGCAUGUGUUUUUUUACUUCUUUGUUGUUCGUGUUUGUGUGUGGACUUUGACCUUGGUUAAUUGGUUCUAAUGUCAGUAUCUUCAAUCUCAUGAAAUAAAAUGUAUGAAUUUGACCUUGGUUAGUUCCAACGUCAAUAUUUGAAUCUUGUGAAAUAAAAGUAUUGCCAAUUUGCUGUCCAA